This is a messenger RNA of Cornus florida, 3645 nucleotides long. RefSeq names its product putative respiratory burst oxidase homolog protein H. Gene Ontology annotation, cellular component: plasma membrane. Gene Ontology annotation, molecular function: calcium ion binding; NAD(P)H oxidase H2O2-forming activity; peroxidase activity. The transcript is spliced from 14 exons. NCBI's taxonomy places the organism in Eukaryota, Viridiplantae, Streptophyta, Magnoliopsida, Cornales, Cornaceae. The record is from RefSeq and is a predicted model, not a curated record.
CAUACCUUAUUUUUCUGUUUGGCUGCCAAGAAACUGUAUUUCAUUUUUGUUUUCUGUUCCUUUCCUUUUCUCUUCUAGCUGUAGUAAUCAGUUAAUGUCCUGAAGAUGGCUGCCGCACCUUAUUUUUCUGUUUGGUUGCCAAGGAACUAGAUUUCAAUUUUUUUUUUUUUUUUUUUCCAUUUCUUUCCUUUUUCUUUUCUAGUUCUAGUAAUCAGUUAAUGCUCUAAAGGUGGCUAACACACUUUAUUUUUCUGUUUGGUUGCCAAGAAACUGAAAUCUAAUUAUUAUUAUUAUUAUUAUUUUUUGUUCCUUUUCUUUUCUAGUUGUAGUAAUCAGUUAAUGCUCUGAAGGUGGCUGGAAUGCUUUUGUCUUUCUGUUUGGGGGCCAAGAAACUGUAUUCCGGCCCCCUUCUCUAUUCCUUUCUUUUUCUAGAGCUGAGCAAUUCAUGGAAAUGGAAGAUGAAAAUAGACAAUGUUGUUGUACAAUAGUCUCCGGCCCUUGGUAAUUGUCAUAUAAAUGAAUGGCUGAUGGCCUAAUGAUAGAAUGGCAUAGAUGUAUAGUUGUUCUAUGCCAUUUUUCUUUGAAUUAUAAGAUUUUAUAUAAAGUAUAUGUUAGUUUUCUAUUUUAGGACAACUAAAUAAAACCAAUUACUACCCUUCAAUAACCUCUCUCCCUCCUUCCCAACACCUUGACCAUUUCAACUUUCCCUCUCAUUCUUUCUUUCUUGCUCCCCAUGCUGCAAUUUCCCCCCUGAACUCCUUUCUCUUUCUCUCUCGUCGCCAUUAAGGAAAAGAAAAAAAAAAAAAAGAAAAAAAAAAGAAAAAAAAAAGAGAAGAAAACUAGAAGGAAAAGAAUUGAGACAUGGGAGGGAUGGGGAAAGAUAAGGAAUCAUCGAAAUGGAUGCUGGAGGGGGUCCAGGUCGAUCGUAUGGUGGAUGUGCCUAUUCAUAAUGAAAAGCCAAAGCCAAGCUCUGUAUCAUCACAAUGCUCAAUUAACAAGGCCAUCAAGAGGACUAUAAGCACCGCGGGAAAGAAAGGAAUGCAGGGUGUGAGGAGAAUCACAAAAUCAGGCACCGAAAAGGGGUUUGUCAGCAUCCGGUUUCUUGACAGGGCGAUGACCGGGAAGGAAGGGGAUGCGUGGAAGCCUAUUGAGAAACGUUUCGAUCAAAUGGCAGUUGAUGGGAGGCUCUCUAAAGAGAAAUUUGGAAUCUGCAUUGGUAUGGGAGACAGCAAAGAAUUUGCAGGGGAGUUAUUUGAUGCCUUGGCGAGGCGUAGGAGGAUCAACACGGAAAAUGGGAUAACAAAGAGCGAAUGUAAAGACUUUUGGGAAGACAUGUCCAGUAAAGACCUUGAUGCAAGGCUUCAGAUUUUCUUUGACAUGUGUGACAAGAAUGGAGAUGGGAAGCUAUCAGAGGAUGAGGUUAAGGAGGUUAUAAUUUUGAGCGCCUGCGCAAAUAAGCUAUCAAAUCUUAAGAAACACGCCGCGACUUAUGCAUCUUUGAUCAUGGAAGAGCUUGAUCCUGACCAUUUAGGAUAUAUAGAGAUGUGGCAACUUGAAACUCUACUUAGAGGGAUGGUGAGCUCUGAAGGAGGCAGCAAGUCUGACUCCAGGAUGGCGAAGAGAACACACACACUCGCGAGAACCAUGAUCCCGAAACAAUACAGAACCCCUGUUAACAAAUUUGUGUCUAAAACCAAAGAGAAAAUUUUUGAGAACUGGAAGAGAAUAUGGGUAAUUGCAUUGUGGUUAAUCUUUAACGUGAUCCUCUUCAUUUAUAAGUAUAAAAUGUACAAAACACAAAAAGGAUACAAAAUUAUGGGUAAUUGUCUCUGCAUUGCAAAGGGUUCAGCUGAGACUCUCAAGUUAAAUAUGGCACUCAUUCUAGUCCCUGUAUGCAGAAGAACUCUUACUAAGCUAAGAGAGACUUUUCUUGGUGCUUUAUUCCCUUUCGAUGACAAUAUAAAUUUCCACAAGUUCAUUGCAGUUGCUAUAGCAAUUGCGAGCGCUGUCCACACAGUAAUGCAUCUAGCUUGUAAUUUUCCAAGAAUAUCAUCAGCCCCCCUAAUGAAAUUUAAGGCAAUUCUUGGACCUCUCUUCCACGACAAGAGGCCAAGCUACGCAGGCCUGCUAGCGAGUGUUCCCGGUUCAACUGGCCUUAUAAUGGUAUUUCUGAUGGCUUUCUCUUUCACACUGGCGACACAUUCCUUCAGGAGGAAUGUGGUCAAAUUGCGCUGGCCAUUUCACUAUUUGGCGGGGUUCAACUCCUUCUGGUAUGCACAUCAUCUGCUGGUCUUUGUCUAUAUCCUCUUGUGUAUCCAUGGUUCCUGGUUGCUGUUCAGCCAUACUUGGUACAAGCAGACGACUUGGAUGUAUCUCAGUUUCCCAUUAGUCUUCUAUGUCAUCGAGAGGCUUCAUAUAUCUAUGCGGGAUCACCAUCAUCGAGUCAGCAUCAUUAAGGCUAUAAUAUACACAGGAAAUGUUCUGGCAUUAUAUAUGAGCAAACCACCAGGUUUUAAGUACAAGAGUGGAAUGUAUCUCUUUGUCAAGUGUCCAGACUUAUCAAAUUAUGAAUGGCAUCCCUUUUCCAUCACUUCUGCACCAGGAGACGACUACUUAAGCGUCCACAUACGUGCUUUGGGAGACUGGACUACAGAGCUUAGAGAAAGAUUUGCAAAGGCAUGUGAACCUCCACCUGCACAACCAAGAAGUGGAAAUCUUGUUAGAAUGCAAACGAAAGUGAACACGAACUUUCCAAGGAUUCUCAUUAGAGGACCUUAUGGGGCACCAGCUCAGAGCUACAAUAAGUAUGACAUCCUUUUUCUCAUUGGCUUGGGAAUUGGAGCAACUCCAUUCAUCAGCAUCAUAAAAGAUCUCCUAAACAACAUCAAGCCGGGUGAAAAAGAUCCGGUGAGUUCAAAGCAAGCCAGCCUUGGCUUUAUUAAUUAAGAGCAAACAAAAAGCGGCUUUGAGGGAGCCAAAAAAUAUCCAGAAAGAGCAUAUUUCUAUUGGGUGACGAGGGAACAAGGCUCCUUUGAAUGGUUCAAAGGUGUCAUGGAUGACAUAGCAGAGUAUGACCAGAAUCACAUAAUAGAAAUGCACAACUAUUUGACUAGUGUGUAUGAAGAAGGAGAUGCACGUUCCGCGCUCAUUGCCAUGGUUCAAUCUCUGCAACAUGCUAAGAAUGGACUUGACAUUGUCUCAGAAAGCAGGAUCAGAACACAUUUCGCGAGACCAAACUGGAAAAAGGUAUUCAAUCAACUGUCAACUGACCAUCCAGCUGCGCGUAUAGGUGUCUUCUACUGUGGAAGCCCUACACUCACCAAACCACUUAAGAGACUGUGUCAAGAAUUUAGCUUAAAUACAUCAACGCGCUUCCAUUUUCACAAAGAAAACUUUUAGAGCAAUCCCUCGCAUCAACAAAAAAUAAAAAUUCUUUUUUGGUCACAAAUCAACACACAAACCAUCCAUUGCCUUUGUGUUAGAGAAUAGCUAGUAUGAUAUACAUUGUAUAAUUAUUCCAUGAAAAAAAGAAAAAGAAAAUUGUACACAAACAGGUUUAAAUUUGGAAUAUUAGAAUUUCUUUAUGGUUGUAAAUUUUUAGUUAGAUUAAAAUUUUACAACUGCACUUAUUGGUUUUUGAGGUUC